CGAGGCGCCACUCUAUCCAGACCACCGAGGCGCUCUUCCGCCUCCUCCUUAGCCGCCGCCAUGCGCGUGGAGAAGUGCUACUUCUGCUCCGGGCCGGUGUACCCGGGUCACGGGAUGCUCUUUGUCCGCAACGACUGCAAGGCGUUCCGGUUCUGCCGGUCCAAGUGCCACCGGAGCUUCCAGAAGAAACGCAACCCGCGGAAGGUGCGCUGGACCAAGGCCUUCCGCCGGGCGUCGGGCAAGGAGCUGGCGGUGGACCGGUCCUUCGAGUUCGAGAAGCGGCGCCACGAGCCCGUGAAGUACCAGCGGGAGCUGUGGAGCCAGAGCGUGGAAGCGAUGAAGCGAGUGGAGGAGAUCAAGCGGAAGCGCCAGGCCAAGUUCGUCUGGAACAGAUUAAAGAAGGGGAAAGAGUUGCAGAAAGCACAGGAUAUCAAAGAAGUCAAACAAAACAUUCACCUCAUCCAGGCUCCCCACGCAGGCAAAGCCAAGCUGAUGGAGGAAAAGAUGGUCCAGAUGCUACAGGACACAGUGCCCAUGGAAGAUUCUUGAAGAGUUGUGUUGUUUGUGUCCUGGCCUAUUUAAUUUGGGAGGAGAGGCUGGGGCUAUUGUUUAUAUUUUGUGAGCUGCAGCUUCAAGGGGAAUAUGUGUAAACCAAAUAUAUGGAAAUUAGAAAUAAAAUAGUGGCCAAAAAUGAUGA
This is a messenger RNA of Protobothrops mucrosquamatus (brown spotted pit viper), 697 nucleotides long. It is a transcript of the gene RSL24D1, whose product is annotated as ribosomal L24 domain containing 1. Bases 61 to 549 code for a protein of 162 amino acids. Gene Ontology annotation, cellular component: nucleolus. The record is from RefSeq and is a predicted model, not a curated record. The transcript has 6 exons. Lineage: Eukaryota; Metazoa; Chordata; Lepidosauria; Squamata; Viperidae. Gene Ontology annotation, biological process: ribosomal large subunit biogenesis.